Messenger RNA from Exophiala bonariae, 525 nucleotides. RefSeq lists its product as uncharacterized. Bases 1 to 525 code for a protein of 174 amino acids. Gene Ontology annotation, cellular component: MICOS complex; mitochondrial crista junction. The transcript is spliced from 2 exons. The record is from RefSeq and is a predicted model, not a curated record. Gene Ontology annotation, biological process: cristae formation. Lineage: Eukaryota; Fungi; Ascomycota; Eurotiomycetes; Chaetothyriales; Herpotrichiellaceae.
AUGGGUUUCACAACAGGCUUCUUAGGAGGCGUCACCUUGACCUACUCCAUCCUCUACUUCUCCCUCUACAUCCAUCGAGCAAACAGGAACGUCCAGCGCACCCUACUCUCCCAGCAAUCCAACCUGCUCAACUCCGUCAUCGACCCUCCUGCGCCACUCCCAGACCCACCGGCAUAUGAAGUCCGCAAAGCCGGCCUGACCGAGGUGCUGAAAGACCGCUGGAACCGCGAAGUCGAGAAGCUCGUGCGCAACGCUCAGGAAACCGACUGGGCGCAGAAACGUGAACAGUACGAGGAUCGCCUGUCCACCGUCUGGGGUAAAGUGCGAGCUUCGGAGCAAGGCCGCGAAAUUGAGGCCAAGGCCAGAGACCUAGAGCAGAAUGUUGAGGAUAGGGCUAGGCAACUGGGCCAGACUGUCAAGGAUAAGGUUGCCGAAGGCAAGGAUGCUUUGACGACGGCGAAGGACGAGGCCAAGUCGAAAUCCAAAUCGGUGGGUCGAGAGCCAAGGUUACUUGAGUUAAAAUGA